Trematosphaeria pertusa is the source of this 3373-nucleotide messenger RNA. RefSeq lists its product as uncharacterized. The record is from RefSeq and is a predicted model, not a curated record. NCBI's taxonomy places the organism in Eukaryota, Fungi, Ascomycota, Dothideomycetes, Pleosporales, Trematosphaeriaceae. The transcript has 7 exons. Bases 160 to 3276 code for a protein of 1038 amino acids.
CUUCUCUCCACAUCGAUCUCAACGGCCCGACUACUUUGGAUCGGAACUUUGCACGCUUUCGAGAUGUCUCGCCCGCGGAUCAUCGUCCGUCCGCAUUCCAAGGGAUGGCCCCAUCUAAUACUCGGGUUAUUGGACUCCGCCGGGUAAAGGGGAAACAACAUGCGCGUAUGUAGCUGUAUAAGUGCGACUGGUCCAACGCGACCUCGGCUGGAUCUCACCAGCAGACGCGGCAUGAUGGUACCUGCAUCUUUUGGUCUCGCCUUCAUCCUUGGCGCAGCGACGCUGUGUCGUCCGGUCCUCGGUCAGCCAGACAGUGAAUUCCGAGAUCCUCGCGCCGAGUAUCGACCAAAGUUCCGCUAUUGGCUACCAGAUGCAAGUGUCUCGUCCGAUGUCGUAGCUCGGGACAUCCAUGAUGCGCAAGAGGCGGGUGCGGGUGGUCUGGAGCUGCUCCCCUUCUAUCUAUAUGGCCUGGGCGAGCAGUCUGUCCAACGGGCGAACCAGACUCCCAUUCCUGACUUACCUGACUGGUCCAAAUAUGGAUUCGGGACGCCCGCCUUCGUGUCGUUGUUCAAGGCUUCGCUCAAGGCGGCGCAGGACUCUGGCAUCCUGCUGGACUAUGCCGUGGGUGCCAACCAAGGCCAAGGUGUCCCGGCAGAACCUGGCACUCUGGGGCUCGCAGUGGAAUUGCUGAUGGGUAACACUACCAUCACUCCCCAAGGCGGCUUUUCAGCACCUGUUCCCCAAGCGCGACAGCCGUCCGCAACGAUGUUAAGUGGACUCGGGUUCCAGCAUCCGCUAGAGCAGUUUGGAACGCCAAACCUGACGGCAGUCAUUGCUUACCAGGUGCUGAGCGAGUCAGAUAGAGACAACAGAACCGGGGCGACAACGAUCCAUCUCAAUGAAAGCUCUUUCAUCGACCUGAUGCCAUUGGUCCAGGAUGGAUGGACGCUGGUGUGGACGCCGCCUGACCUCAGCAAGACGUGGAAGAUCUUCAGCUUUUGGGAGGCCUAUACGAACCAAAGAUCAUGCGAUGGGGGCGUCAACGCGACAACCUGGCUCGGUAAUGGGUCAUGGACGGUCGAUCAUUUCAGCAAAGCUGGCGCUGCUCGCAUUACCAAUUUCUGGGAUGAGUACAUCAUCGAUGACGAAGUGGCAGACUUGCUAAGAUCCGUCGGGAACUAUGCCUGGGAAGAUAGCAUGGAGAUACUGGCUUCACUUUACUGGACUCCAGACCUCCUCAACCGGUUCAAAGACACAUACGGCUACGAUCUUCUCCCGUACCUUCCGUUGCUUAUCAGCCCAACCAACACAUGGAACGGAUAUAUACCGGUAUACGAUGAGGUUUACGGGUUCGGCAAUGAAACCAACAUUGGUAACAGUGUCCACCAGCUCGACUAUCGCAGGGUGCUCAAUGAUGGGUAUCAAGACUAUCUGUCGCACUUCCAAGAAUGGUCGCAUUCAGUCGGAACGAAGUACAGCGCGCAGCCAGCGUAUAAUCUUCCCAUGCAGAUGCUUAGCGAUGUUCCUCUCAUUGAUGCGCCAGAAGGGGAGUCGCUCGGAUUUGCCCAGAACGUCGACGCUUAUCGACAGUUCUCCGGACCAGCUCAUCUCGCUAACCAGAGCGUCAUCUCGACCGAGCUGGGCGCUGUGAACAUUCCGCCAUAUGAACUAACUAUUCCGAGCCUGCUUCAACAAAUCAAGCGCUCAUUCUCAGGGGGAUUCACUAUGCACGUCAUCCAUGGCUUCCCGUCUUCUACUCCGUACCCCAAUACCACUUGGCCUGGUUAUACUACAUUUGGGUAUGAGUUCACUGAGAUGUGGAACCAAAUACAACCCGCUUGGCAGCACAUGCGAGACACUCUGGAUUUCGUGGGGAGGAAUCAGUGGGUACUGCGUCAGGGAAGCCCGAAGGUGGAUCUAGCUUUCUACCUCUAUGCUUCUCCUUGGUCACCACGGACGCAGUACAGCUCGACGAACCUAAGGGAUCUCGGCUACACUUACGAGUAUCUCGGCCCAGACAACCUCGCCUCUUCCGACGCUUUCGCAAAAAACGCCAUGCUGGGCGUCCCCCAAUAUGGGGCCUUGAUCAUCAAUAAUCAGACAGUCUCUAGCGUUGACGCCACAGAAUCUCUUAUCAAGAUGGCUUCCAACGGUCUCCCGAUCAUCUUUGUGGGCUCACCGCCCAGCCAAGCAUAUCCAACCAAUGCAUCCAGUCAGGAUGCGCUCCGCUCUACCAUGGCACGGCUGAUGUCUCAGAGCGGCGUCUACAGUACCCAGUCCGUCGACCAACUCCCGGCCAUACUUGCAGAGAAAGGCAUCAAACCUAGAGUGGCACUGAACUGCUCCUCGAACCCCGUCUACUCGGUCUGGCGCUCAACCGCUGAUAUCGACUACGUCUACAUAUUUAACGACCAGAGCAAGGAUGUGACAUGCGCUACGACCAUAACCGCAUCUGGCGUUGUACCGCACGUCCUGAACGCCUUCACGAGCUCUCAGACACCGCUGCUUCAGUACAGUUAUACCAACUCUACGCUUUCGGUCCCGCUUGCUCUUCGGUCGAAUGAGACCCUCAUCCUCGCGCUCCAACACUCUUCAACUGUACAUCAAUGCACCUUUCCCAGGUCAUCCGGUAGUCUCCACUCGCUGAAUGCAUCUUCAGAUGGGAUAGAAGCAGUGAUCACGGGGUCUACGACGCUCACUUCAUCUUCUGGAAAGACUUCAGAGUUUAACUCGUCGCUUCCCGCGCGUACGAAUCUCGCGUUUUGGGACUGGGUCAUUGAAGACUACCACUCGGCCCCUGAUCGCUACGCCAUCCAGACGGAGAUUACGAACCACACCUACCAGAACCUACCACUCGUACCAUGGAGCCAGUUUGAUGCCUCCAUAACCCCGGUUUCCGGCGUCGGGCACUACACCACGCGCUUCACAGUUCCCGCUUCUCCUACCAACUCGUCAAGCCUGGUCGGCAUCCUCAAGCUACCUCUUAUCCAGCAUACAGCGCGUGUAUUCCUUGAUAGCAAAUGGCUGGGUCCGAUCGACCCCGUCAACCCCGUCUUGACUAUUCCAGGACUGAAGAGUGGGCAGGAACAUGGGCUCAGGAUCGACAUCACGACGACGCUGUUCAAUCGGAUCAAAGCCGAGGCGAACCAGACGUGGGUUGUGGGAGGGGUCGCUGGUAUACGGCAGCCGAAGUAUAACACCAUGCCGUAUGAGGAGUACGGGUUGGUGGGGAGUGUUGUCAUUGAGUGGGGCGAGACUGUGAGCGUAGAAUGCUGAAAUAAAUCAUAUUCGGGAAGGCCCGCCGCUCAUUUACGUAGGGGAGCAUUCACUCAUUCUACCUACUCGAAUACUUUGCUACUUGCCAUAAACUUCG